GAUCAUUACCGCAACAAAGUCCACUAAUUACUUCAACCAUCUUCACAAUCAUUUCAACAAAUCCACGUCUUUCGAAUUUCGCUUGCUUCAUAAACUCUUUAAAACACAAUCAUUGCGCAGCGUCGCAAAACUUGCAGAUCCCAGCCACAGCAAUUCGUACUCCGCUCGGACCAAGCGGCCUCGGUUCCCCGUUGGAGCCGCUAAAUAAUAUCCACCAAAUAUCCAAUCCUCCAACUCUUCAAAACAUCCCACAUCGCACCAGAAUCUCUGCGCAUGGCAGACUUUGACGGCGCCAGUCAGAACUUUCUGACAUGGCUUAAGCAAUCUGGAGCGGAAAUCAGUCCAAAGAUCAACUUGGAGGAUCUGAGAAACAAGGAUGCUGGACGAGGCGUUGUUGCAACCCAAAAUAUUGCCGAACAUGAACUCCUCUUCCGCAUACCCCGCGCCUCCAUCCUCAGUGUCGAAAACAGCAUCCUGAGUACCGAAAUCCCCGCUUCAACAUUUGCGCUUCUCGGCCCCUGGCUCUCCCUCAUCCUCGUCAUGCUCUAUGAGUAUCACAAUGGCAGUGCCUCGAACUGGGCGCCUUACUUUGCCGUCCUACCUACCGACUUCAACACCCUGAUGUUCUGGUCCGACGACGAACUCGCCGAGCUCCAAGCUAGCGCCGUGGUGAACAAAAUCGGAAAGGAAGGCGCUGAUGAAGUCUUCACGGAGCAACUACUACCCGUGAUAGAAGAGUUUGCGGACAUAAUAUUCAGUGGAGAUGAGAGAGCCAAGGACAAAGCGAAGGAGAUGCGCAGCCCGCAGAACCUGGAGUUGAUGCACAAAAUGGGUAGUCUGAUCAUGGCUUACGCAUUUGAUGUCGAGCCCGCGACACCAAGCAAGGACGUGGACGAUGAGGGUUUUGCUGAGGAGGAAGAAGACGCUGCACUACCUAAAGGCAUGGUUCCGCUAGCUGACAUGCUUAAUGCCGAUGCCGAUAGGUGCAAUGCGCGCCUGUUCUACGAGAAAGACUGCUUAGAGAUGAAGGCGCUCAGCCCGAUUACUGCAGGCGACGAGAUUUUCAACGAUUAUGGUUCGCUGCCCCGAAGCGAUUUACUAAGGAGAUACGGCUACGUCACCGACAACUACGCACAAUACGACGUUGUUGAGAUUCCCGCCGAGCUCGUCACUGAUAUUUUAACCAAGGAGGGUGUCUGGCACGCGGACAGGUUAGAAUACCUUGACGAACAAGAGGUCAUCGAUACAGGCUACGACAUCGCCGCCAGCACGCCCUAUACGCUUCAAGAAAGUCUCUCUCCCGAACUCGUCGUUUUGGUCGAAAGUAUGCUUCCCCCAGCCGAAGAGUUCGAGCGCCUUGCUAGCAAAGGCAGACUGCCUAAACCAGAGAAGACCACCAGCCAAGGAGCGGAGCUGCUAUUGCAAAUCGUCCAGGCUCGCAUCGCGCAGUACGCUACAACGCUGGAACAGGACUUGCAAACAUUUGGCGAGGUUCCGCCUGCCGGGACGGCGUCGCCUAAGCAGCGAAGAUUUGCUAUGGCAAAGGCCGUGCGUAUCGGUGAGAAACAGCUUUUGACGAAAACGAAAGAUGCGUUGGCAGAGAAGAUUGCAAGAGAUGGUGGUGCGGCGAUGGCGAAGAGGCAGAGGGUUGUUGAUGAAGAGGGAGAUGUGGAGAUGGGCGGUAUGGGGAAGAAGCACAGAGCGUGAUGAAGAUCACUGCAUGCAUCAAACCCUGUCGUGAACCGCAUCACCGAUGGUGGUUUGACAGAACGGUCACCAGGAUCUGGCCUUCACCCGAGAAUGCGAAUCAUAAGAGCGAGAAAAAAGGUCGGACAAUAAUUAUGCGUAACCUUCGCACCUCCCUUCACCCA
Molecule: messenger RNA, 1871 nt
Organism: Alternaria alternata
Lineage: Eukaryota; Fungi; Ascomycota; Dothideomycetes; Pleosporales; Pleosporaceae
Product: SET domain-containing protein
Exons: 3
Coding region: 274-1707 (477 amino acids)
Biological process (GO): peptidyl-lysine monomethylation
Cellular component (GO): nucleus
Molecular function (GO): protein binding; protein-lysine N-methyltransferase activity
Source: RefSeq, a predicted model, not a curated record